CUAAAUUCAGCCAGUAGGUGGCAAACGAUCACGGGGGUUUGUUUACACUUGUUGCAAUGGCGACCAUCACUGAACUGAAGUGUGCCGUGAGGGAAACGCUGGAGUCCCGCGGUGUGCUGGGGCAGCUGAAGGCUCGUAUCCGGGCGGAGGUGUUCAGCGCCCUCGAUGACCAGCGGGAGCCGCGGCCCCCGCUGUCCCACGAAAACCUGCUCAUCAACGAGCUCAUCCGGGAGUACUUGGAGUUUAACAAGUACCGAUACGCUGCAUCAGUGCUAACAGCAGAGUCAGGCCAACCCGAGGUUCCCUUGGACAGACAGUUCCUGGCAAAUGAGCUGAAAGUUGCAGAGGAUAUCAGCUCCAAGUCUGUACCUCUUCUCUACGGCUUGGUGUCCCACUUCCUGAACGGCACUGAUAAUGGAGGGAAGGUGUUUCUGCGGGGUGCCGCUGCCAGCAGCUCUGCUCCUGGACCUAAUGCCUAAAAUGUGACGAUGCAUUGGUGACUUUUGAUGCUGAAGAUAUUUGGACACUCCAAUAGAUGACAUGAAAUGUUGUAGCACCUUGUUGCCUCUUGUAUAUAGUUUUACAGGCGUUACAAUGUGAAGUAAAUAUAAUCUUGUAAAUUGCCAAAGUAUUACAUGUUUUAAUUGUGAUAUUCCAUUUUUAAAAUAAGUUCAGCAUCAGUCAUAGUGGUGCUGCUUGCACUAAUCCCUGUUAUCUGCCCUUCAUAAUGUAGGCACGGCGUGGAGAUUACAUUACCUGUUGCCAUUUCUAUUUUAUUGUACAAAUAUUGACUUUUUUUUACUGUUUUUUAAAACUUAAUAAUAAAUGUUUUCUCUGUACACUAAA
Mugil cephalus (flathead mullet) is the source of this 846-nucleotide messenger RNA. It is a transcript of the gene cep20, whose product is annotated as centrosomal protein 20. Gene Ontology annotation, cellular component: ciliary basal body; motile cilium; centrosome. Gene Ontology annotation, biological process: cilium assembly; microtubule anchoring. The record is from RefSeq and is a predicted model, not a curated record. The coding region runs from base 57 to 479 and encodes 140 amino acids. Lineage: Eukaryota; Metazoa; Chordata; Actinopteri; Mugiliformes; Mugilidae. The transcript has 4 exons. Gene Ontology annotation, molecular function: protein binding.